Molecule: messenger RNA, 5636 nt
Organism: Ziziphus jujuba (common jujube)
Lineage: Eukaryota; Viridiplantae; Streptophyta; Magnoliopsida; Rosales; Rhamnaceae
Product: ATP-dependent RNA helicase DEAH11, chloroplastic
Exons: 4
Coding region: 159-5387 (1742 amino acids)
Biological process (GO): spliceosomal complex disassembly
Cellular component (GO): catalytic step 2 spliceosome; intracellular anatomical structure
Molecular function (GO): RNA binding; zinc ion binding; ATP binding
Source: RefSeq, a predicted model, not a curated record
GUUCCACUCUUGACGUUUUCGCGCCACGUGGAGGCAAAAGAGGGAAAGAAAGCAGAGCAAAGCAAAGAGAAAAAAAAACACUCCCAUAGACGAAGCAAGCAAGGAUAGCCCCAAAGCCUUCUUCAGCAAGGUUUCUACUUUUGCUUUUCCCUGAUGCCAUGAGGAAAACUCACUCAACGAUGACAUAUUGGCGGGCACAAUCGCCUCGAGGAAACGACCACCGGAAGCUUCAGAAUCCGAUUCCCAAUUACCGAUCAAACCCAAAGAACAGCACCCCCAAUUUGCCUCCGAAUCAUCAUCUGGGACCCGCAGCUUUGUCCUCUCCGUUCGAACGCCCAAACUUCGUCGUCAACCUCGUCGUCGAGCACCGCGACGCACGGAGACCCGAUGUCAACGCUCUGCUCCGCCAAUGCAAGUCGAAGCCCGAGAGCUUCAGACUCUCUCACUCCGGCAUGGCCGUCGGCACUCUCUACUUCCGGCAGUGGGUCGACGCGCUCGCAGCCGUGGUCUGGUUCUGGGAGUCGCGGCUCGACGGCGCCCACAGUCUCAUCCCAAAACUCAGUCCCUUGGUCAUCGUGCCGUCCGAUCAGGACGAGCUCCGGGACCGGCUGAGAGAGCUCUUCUCCAACCGUAUACGGCGGCUGAUGGAAGGAGAAGCCGUCGAGAAGUGGAACAAGAAAAGCGUGAAUUUGUCUAAUGAGAUUAGGAGAGUAUGGGCCUUGCUAAAGAAUCCGAAUAGGCUCAACGUAUACGCGGAAUUGUCUGAGAGGGAGAAAAGGCUUGGCGCUGAGAAGGACUUGGUUGAGAAGAGGCUUAAGGAAUUUAAGUCUGCCAUGAAUUCUCUGCUUGUUCAUCUCGAAGGGAAAAGAACAACAACGGAGGUGGUGGUGGAUGGUGAGGGUAAUAAUGUAAAAUUGUUUAAUUUAGAAGGGGAUUAUGAUUGGAGGCGAAUUCAUAGCUUGAUGUUGCGGGAGUGCCGGAGACUUGAAGAUGGUUUGCCUAUUUAUGCAUAUCGCCAGGAUAUACUUCGGCAAAUUCAUUGCCAACAGAUAAUGGUUUUGAUAGGCGAGACUGGUUCAGGAAAGAGUACACAGCUGGUACAGUUUCUUGCUGAUUCUGGAAUUGGUGCUGAAGGGUCAAUCGUAUGUACCCAACCUCGUAAGGUGGCUGCUACGUCUGUAGCUCGUAGGGUUGGAGAAGAAAGUAGUGGUUGUUAUGGAGAUAACUCAAUAACUUGUUUCCCAGCAUUUUCGUCUGCUCAACAGUUUGACUCUAAGGUAAUUUAUAUGACGGACCACUGUUUACUGCAGCACUACAUGACUGAUAAGAAUUUGUCUAAGAUUUCUUGCAUCAUAGUUGAUGAGGCUCAUGAAAGAAGCUUGAACACUGAUCUUCUUUUGGCAUUAUUAAAAAGUUUACUUUGUCAGAGGUUUGGUUUGCGACUUAUUAUAAUGUCUGCAACAGCUGAUGCACGCCAGCUAUCAGAUUACUUUUUUGGCUGUGGCGUCUUUCAUGUGGUGGGGAGAAACUUUCCAGUUGAUGUUAGAUAUGUACCUUGUAAUGCUGAAGGAACAUAUGGUCUUGUUCCCACGUAUCUUUAUGACGUGGUGAGGAUGGCUAAAGAAAUACACAAAACAGAGGAUGAAGGGUCCAUUCUUGCCUUUUUGACUUCUCAAAUGGAAGUAGAGUGGGCCUAUGAGAACUUUGAAGCUCCAGCUGCAAUUGCAUUACCAUUUCAUGGAAAACUUUCUUUUGACGAGCAAAAUGACAUAUUUCAUAACGUUCCUGGAAAAAGAAAAGUAAUCUUUGCCACAAAUCUUGCUGAGACAUCCCUGACUAUUCCGGGUGUAAAGUAUGUGAUUGACUCUGGCAUGGUUAAAGAAAGCAAAUUUGAACCUGGCAGUGGCAUGAAUGUCCUCAGAGUGUGCUGGAUCAGUCAGAGUUCUGCUAAUCAACGAGCUGGUCGUGCAGGAAGAACAGAACCUGGAAGGUGUUAUAGACUUUACUCGCAAUUGGAUUUUGAGGUGAUGGCUCCUAGUCAGGAACCUGAGAUUCGUCGGGUCCAUCUUGGUGUUGCUGUUCUGAGAAUUCUUUCUUUGGGCAUCAAGAACAUAAAGGAUUUUGAUUUUGUUGAUGCGCCUAGUACUGAAGCUAUUGACAUGGCUAUUAGGAAUCUUGUUCAGUUGGGAGCGGUUAAACUAAAUAAUGGUAAUUUUGAAUUGACUGAGGAAGGUCGGUACUUGGUUAAAAUGGGGGUCGAGCCUCGACUUGGGAAACUUAUCCUGAGUUGCUUUAAUUAUCGCUUGGGUAGAGAGGGCAUUGUUCUUGCCGCUUUAAUGGCAAAUGCCAGUAGCAUAUUUUGCAGAGUUGGUACUGAUGAAGAAAAACUAAAAUCUGACGGCCUCAAGGUGCAAUUUUGCCAUCACAAUGGUGACCUCUUUACACUUCUCUCUGUGUAUAAGCAAUGGGAGGGUGUACCUCGAAGGGACAGAAACAAUUGGUGUUGGCAAAAUAGCAUUAAUGCCAAAAGCAUGCGGAGAUGUGAAGACACAGUCAUGGAAUUGGAAUCUUGCCUUCAAUUUGAGCUGAAUGUUAUUAUUCCAAGUUACUGGCUUUGGACUCCUCAUAAAUCAACUGAUUUUGAUGGAUAUUUGAAAAACGUUAUACUCUCAUCCCUUGCGGAAAAUGUAGCAAUGUACUCUGGUUAUGAUCAACUUGGCUAUGAAGUGGCAGUAACUGGGCAACAUGUUCAGCUGCAUCCUUCAUGUUCGUUGCUAAUAUUCAAUCAGAAGCCUAGUUGGGUAGUUUUCAGUGAGCUUCUAUCAAUCUCUAAUCAAUAUUUGGUCUGUGUCACUGCUUUUGACUUUGACUUUUUGUCCACCCUUGACCCUCCUCCCUUGUUUGAUGCAUCUAAGAUGGAGAAUCGUAAAUUGCAAGUGAAGGUGUUGACUGGUUUUGGAGGUACUCUGCUUAAAAGAUUUUGUGGGAAGGGCAAUAGUAAUCUGGUUUGUCUUCUAUCAAAAAUUCGAGCAGACUGUAUGGAUGAACGCAUUGGCAUUGAAGUCAAUGUUGAUCAGAAUGAGAUUACUCUGUUUGCCACUUCACAACACAUUGAAAGUGUUUUAAAGUUUGUAAAUGAUGCCCUGGAGUGUGAAAGAAAAUGGAUGCAUAAUGAAUGUUUGGAGAAGUGCUUAUAUCAUGGAUCUGGUAUCCCUUCUGUAGCAUUGUUUGGAGCUGGUGCUGAGAUCAAGCAUUUGGAACUCCAAAAGAGGUGUUUAACUGUUGAUAUAUAUUAUGAAAAUGUGAAAGCCUUGGAUGCCGCUGCCGAAAAGGAGCUUUUGAUGUCUCUUGAGAAAUUUUCCUCUGGUAGCAUAUGCUCUAUUCACAAGUUCACAGGUGUUGGACAGGAAAGUGAUGAUAGAGAGAAGUGGGGAAGGAUAACAUUUCUUAGUCCUGAUGCAGUGCAAAAAGCUGGUGAGCUGAGUCAAGUUGAAUUUAAUGGCUUCUCAUUGAAGAUAAUUCCUUCACAGGCAACCAUUGGAGAUAAUAAAUUUCCUAAUGUCAGAGCUAAAGUUUCUUGGGCUCGUCGGCCCAGUAAGGGGUUUGCAAUUGUUAAAUGUGACAUGCAUGAUGUUGGGUUGAUGGUUAAUGACUUUUCUAACUUGGCAAUAGGAGGAAAGCGUAUUCGUUGUGAAGCUAGCAAAAGAUGCAUGGAUUCUGUUGUUAUUACCGGAUUUGACAAAGAUUUGUGUGAUUAUGAAAUAUUAGCCGUACUGAGGAAUGCUACAAGGAGAAGAAUCCUUGAUUUUUUCCUUGUGAGAGGAGAUGCUGUAGAAAAUCCAUCACAUGGUAUCUGUGAAGCACUUGAGAAAGAAAUCUCUGCUUUUAUGCCUAAAGGGAACCCCCAUAAUAAGCCUGUCCAAGUUAAGGUCUUGGGUCCUGAACCCAAGGAUGCUUUCAUGAGAGCUCUGAUAUUUUUUGAUGGAAGAUUACAUUUAGAGGCUGCAAAAGCAUUGGAGCAAAUAGAAGGAAAAGUGUUGCCUGGUUGUUUUCCAUGGCAGAAGAUAAAGUGCCAGCAGUUAUUUCAUACUUCUUUAUCCUGUUCAGUACCUGUCUAUUCCGUGAUCGAGAAGGAGUUAGAUUCUCUACUCAAAAGCUUUACACAUAUGAAGGGUGUAGAAUGCUGUCUAGACAGGAAUGCUAAUGGUUCCUACCGAGUGAAGAUAUCUGCCAAUGCUACAAGAACUGUUGCUGAGUUGAGAAGACGUGGAGAAGAGCUUAUCAAUGGGAAGACCAUAGAUGAUUCCAACCUCACUCCAGCUGUUUUACAGAAUCUGUUUUCCAGAGAUGGCAUCAAUCUUAUUCGUUCACUGCAGCGUGAGACUGGCACCUAUAUUUUCUUUGAUAGGCAUAGCCUCAAUGUAAGGGUCUUUGGCUCUCCUGACAAGGUUUCUGUGGCCCAACAAAAAUUCAUUCACUCUCUUCUAGCCCUCCACGAAGGCAAGAAGCUUGAAAUCCAUCUUCGUAGUAGAGAUCUACCUCCUGAUUUGAUGAAAGCAGUGGUUAAGAAGUUUGGACCAGACCUCCAUGGGCUAAAAGAGAAGGUACCUGGAGCUGAUUUUAGCCUAAAUGCUCGUCGCCAUGUUGUUUUCAUUCAUGGUGACAUAGAGUUGAAGCAAAAGGUAGAGGAGAUAAUUUAUGACAUUGCAAAGAUGAGUGAUAGUUCUACUGAGAGGUCUAAUAACGAAGUUACUUGCCCAAUAUGCUUGUGUGAUAUUGAGGAUGAGUACCGGCUUGAAGACUGUCAGCAUGUGUUUUGUCGGUCUUGCUUGAUGGAGCAAUGCGAGUCUGCAAUAAGAAACAAGGAUAGUUUCCCACUUUGCUGUGCCCAUAAGGGUUGUGGGUCUCCUCUUUUGCUUACAGAUUUAAAGUGUCUCUUAUCAAGUGAGAAGCUGGACGAUCUCUUUCGGGCUUCAUUGGGCGCUUUUGUUGCUUCAAGUGGGGGAACUUACAGGUUUUGCCCAACUCCUGAUUGUCCUGCGGUCUAUCGGGUGGCUGAUCCUGGUACAGCUGGUGAGCCAUUUGUUUGUGGUGCUUGCUCUGCAGAAACCUGUACAAGCUGCCAUUUGGAGUAUCAUCUUUCCUGGUCAUGUGAAACGUAUAAAGAGUUCAAGGAAGAUCCAGAUUCAUCCUUGAAGGAGUGGCGGAAAGGGAAAGAGCAUGUAAAGACUUGCCCGGUCUGUGGGUAUACAAUUGAAAAGGUAGAGGGAUGCAACCAUAUAGAGUGCAAGUGUGGGAGGCAUAUUUGCUGGGUCUGCCUGGAGGUUUUCAGAACCAGUGACGAUUGCUACGGCCAUCUGAGGAACAUACACAUGACAAUCAUAUGAGUGCUGUGACUAUCUAAGAAACGCAAGCUGCAGUCCUUUACUAUUAUUACUAUUAUUCAUGUACAGAAAAUUUCAUAACAGGUAAUGUACACGUAUGUAUAAAAACGUAGGAGUUGUUAUAUAUGCUUCUGAACAUGUUGCUGAUAAAACCUUUCUCAUUUUUCCUCAAUCGAGUAAAAGGAUAGGAAUUUCUUUGUACUCUGUACAUGUCUUUUAACUCAAAAGUGAAUGCCUAGUGAAGUUUCUCUC